This is a messenger RNA of Phytophthora nicotianae INRA-310, 2037 nucleotides long. RefSeq lists its product as hypothetical. Bases 1 to 2037 code for a protein of 678 amino acids. The record is from RefSeq and is a predicted model, not a curated record. The transcript is spliced from 4 exons. Lineage: Eukaryota; Oomycota; Peronosporomycetes; Peronosporales; Peronosporaceae. Gene Ontology annotation, molecular function: protein binding.
AUGUCACCCCAACGUCUGCUCUGCAGUGUGGACUGCGUUCAACGCGCGCUACCCGUGACGGGGAUGAAGCACGUGGCGGCCUUGAUCAACGCGUAUCUGCUCCCAAGAACACUCGACGCCGCAAUCUUCCGUCAGUUGAACCGCGUGCGUAAACGGUUUUCGUACCUGCCGUGCGCCGACGUUUGUAUACGUUUUGCCGAGGAUACCAAGAACAUGCGUCUGAUGCGCUGGCUGCACACCAAGUAUGGUUUGGAGGUCUGGGACCCGGAUCGUUCGAUGCACACGGCCGUCGAGAUGGGGAGCUGCGAGGUUGUGGCGAUGCUGGUCAAGAAGUGCAGCAACCGUACGCGCAACGACGCACUACAUUGGGCCGUGUUUCACCAGCACGCCGAAAUAGUUCAAGUGCUCGUCCAGCAUGCCCUCCCGUUCGAGAUCGAAGAGGAGCUGAAGAAUGCCGUGUACAACGAACGAUGGAACGUGGUCCCGCUGUUAGCUGAAAACGCCUCUCAAUAUACGCACGAAGCGCUGAAAGUCGCCAUCGCCGUGAACGGAAGCGAGAAAAUUGCCGGACUUCUUUGGGAAGGGUUUCGAUCGCUCGUGGACAACGCCGAUCCUUAUUUUCUUCCGGCAACGCUGAAGCAAGCUAUAUGGGCCGGGUCCACAAACUUGGUGAUCAUGAUCGCGGACAAAAUCAACAGCCAAAGAGGCGACAUGGCGUUGAUAGAUAUGGAUGGCGCCCUUGACGUCGCGAUCGACUGCGGUAAAUGGGACCUGGGGAAACUGCUCAUCCACCGGUGCUCGCCACUGCGGCUGGAGAGCGCGAUCUUGUUCGCGGUGGAGGAAGCCCGCUGGGACGUCGUGUUGUUGAUACUUGCUCGAUUGAGGAACAAUGCCAUGAUACUGGGAAGUAACUCUGAAGUUGUGUUGCCCGAGACUUUGAACGAAGCGGGGCUGUUGGCGGUCAAGCACGGAAACCACAGGGCAUUACGCGUACUAUACCAUCACUGCUGCAAGUCUGCUAUCCAGAAAUAUGUAAAAACGACGCCACCAGGAUUGUUUCAUACGGAACGCGGUCCGAUCACCCGGCUGGCCACAAAAAGUGAGUGCCACCCGCACUGCAUGAGUGUUGCGCUUGAGUUGGCAGCAGAGGCGAGCGAGUGGGCCGCGGUGUGUCGGCUAGUGCGAUCCGACCGAUGCAACAGGUUCGCAGUCGGUCGAGCCUUGCUGCUUGCAGCUAAAGCAGGCGAGCUGGAUACCGCUGCAAAUAUCUGCGAGGCCGCGGAGCCCGUGUUCGCGGACAAAGUGGUAUUGGAUCUGAGGCGUGCUAAGAAGCUGCAGCUGGGAUUUUCGGCAACGCAUCGCCGCUUAAAUGAUAAGGCCGUAACGUAUAACGUGAACACGACGUUGAUACAAGCAGCUGAGAACGGCGAGUGGAACUUGGUGAAGAAGAUGUUCAUGGUCGCGGAUCGCAUCGCAAGCGUUAUACAAGCGACAAAGGUGGCAAUUCUCGAUAUUUUGGCCCCCAUUGUUAUUGGAAGCUACCAACUGCAACUGGGGGACGAAUGCGUCCACGUGCUGGUCCGGCUUCCGCAAGAUGUCGAGGCCAAGAUGCGUGAUGAACUGGGGUUGACGGAAGUCCGCAAGACCCGGAUGAUCAACCAAAUACGCCAUCAAAUAAAGAUCGAACAGCGUGAGGCGGAGGACGAGCGGCGUGAAGCUGAAAAAGCCGAAGAAGAGACCGAACGUAUCGGAAAGAUCCAGCCAAGCGACGGGAGCACGGCGUUCUCGGCCAUGGAGUACGGACAGCUGCCGAAGCAGUUCCGUACGGACGAAGGCUCGGUCAAGUCCGGCGUCUUCUACGAUCUCAUGAACGAGCCUAACGCCCUCACGGACAAUAUGUUGGACAAUCUUCUUAAAGCGAUUGAAAAUAAGAACUGUGUGUACCAGGAUCCGACUAGCAACGAAGCCACCCGCAUCCAGUUUAUGAGCGCGCUCUUCGAAAGCGUGGUGCGCAUGUUUAAAACUGAUGAGCAGUGA